CGAACUGCUUCCGUGUUCCGAGCGCAGCUUCCGGCAGCUGUGAGUUGUCGAAUCUUUUGGAGCCCGCAGAGCCACUUAGCAGCAGCAGUGAUCUUCAUCAUCGUCAUCUUCAUCAUGCGCUGGUUUGACGGCUCGAUCCCAGCGGCCAUCGCCACAGCUAAACGGCGCAAAUGUGUGUUUGUGGUGGUGAUCACAGGGAAUGACGAUCAGUCCUCUCAGCUGAUGUCCAGUUGGAGGACGGACAUUGUGUCGAAUGCAGCGAGGAACUCCUGUGUUGCGAUUCAAGUGGACGCUCAGAGUGAAACAUGUGUCCAGUUCUCACAGAUCUAUCCGGUCGUGUGCAUCCCGUCCUGCUUCUUCAUAGGAGAAAACGGCAUUCCUCUGGAGGUCAUCGCAGGCAGCGUCACGGCGGACGAGCUGAAACGGAGGCUCGACAAAGUCACCGAGAUGCACAAGCAGCAGAUUGAAGGCGCAGAGAUGGACACAAAUCAGACGCCCGCACCGCCCGUCUGUGAGCCACAGGAUGCUGUGAACGUCGCUUCCUCCACAUCUAAAGAAUCCCUGUCUGUGCCAAUGGAGGAAGACGGAGCGUCAGGUCAUGCGACUCCAGGUGAUGAUAAAAGCCUGCCGUCAGAAGAUGCGUCCCUGCCAGAUGAGCCCUUAGAUGCCAGAGUGGAGAGGUUAACAAAGAAGCUGGAGGAAAGACGUGAGCAGAAAAAGAAAGAAGAAGAAGAGAAUGAGCUCAAGAAGGAGGUGGAGAGGCGUAAGAUGGGGAAGGAGAUACUGGACUACAAAAAGAAGCAGGAGGAGGAGAAAACCAAACGCCUGCUAGAGGAGAGGAAUCGAGAGAAGGCGGAGGAGAAGGCCGCCAGAGAACGAGUCAAGCAGCAGAUCGCUCUGGACCGUGCGGACAGAGCAGCCCGUUACGCUCAGAACCAGCAGGACGCAGAGGCGGCCAGACUAGCAGCGCUGCAAGCCAGAGCCGCUGAACACGAAGCCAAGAAAGACACCGCACAGCGAGAGAGAAGUGCGGUCGCCAGGAUUCAGUUCCGUCUGCCCGACGGCUCAUCCUUCACUAACCAGUUUCCUUCAGAGACGCGUCUGCAGGAGGCCAGACAGUUUGCUGUUCAGGAGGUUGGGAACAGAUACGGUCAGUUCUCACUGGCCACCAUGUUUCCCAGAAGAGAGUUCACAACUGAAGAUCUGGAGAAAUCUCUGCUGGAGCUGGAACUAGCGCCCAGCGCCUCCAUCGUCCUGCUGCCUCAGUCCAGCCGGCCGUCCAACACUGUGGUGAGCUCGUCUGCAGAAGGAGGCGUUUGGGCCAUGCUGGGCUCGCUGCUCUACCCGCUGCUGGCCGUCUGGAGGUUCAUCAGCGGAUUCCUGUUCAGCUCCACACCGCCACCCACAGCCGCCCAGAACCAGCACACGGCCAACGCACAGGGCUCCGGCUCCGGCUCCGGAUCCGGAUCCGGAUCCAGCGCAGAACCAAAGAGAGAUACAGUUCGUAAGAGGGUUCUUGAGAAGAGGCCUGAGGACUUCAAGAAAGAUGGGAAAAUAUACCGAUUACGGACUCAAGAAGACAGCGAGGACGACAACAACACCUGGAACGGCAACUCCACGCAGCAGAUGUAGCGCAGCGAGUCGCAUCGGUCCGAAGCGGUUUGAUUUGAGAGUGUUUCAGUCUUAACGGUGGGUUUUAUCAUUUAGGGCUGUGGUUUCCAUUUCCCCGUCCCUUCCGCUCCAUCCCGCAUGGGUAUAUCAAAUCAGGAUAGCCUAAUUCGCUUCUGCGUGCCGACUACUUUAACCAGGAACGACUCUAGGCUUGACAAACAUACUGGUUCAAAGACGAUGCGUUAGCUGCAGCGAGCAUCUGUUAUUGCCAGGAUUGAUUUAAUACAGUAACCAGCGCUGUUGUGAAUAUCCGAGGGCUUUGUGGCGUUUUAUAUGGCGGUUUUGACCCCCACAGCAUCAUAAAAUGCCUCGGCAAUAGAAUGUCUUUCUACUAGUUCAGCACAGAUGCUACUUGAUCCUUUAACCAUAGAAUAAAAGAUGUUUUUCAAUGAAAUGAAACACUUGGACUGAAGUCAUUCUUCUCUUUUUGAUUUUGUUGUGGUUUAAUCCUCUCGAACUGUCUUAAGAAAUUCAUUAAGUGUAAAAAAAAAAAAAAAAAAGUCAAAUUGAUUCAUUACGUGACACAAUCAUUUGCAAACAUACAUCCAGUUACUAUUACCUGCUGUACUCAGUGUGAUCAUGUUUUGUAAUUCAUAUUAAAGGUAACAUAUUUUGGAUGCUCA
Molecule: messenger RNA, 2294 nt
Organism: Megalobrama amblycephala (Wuchang bream)
Lineage: Eukaryota; Metazoa; Chordata; Actinopteri; Cypriniformes; Xenocyprididae
Gene: ubxn4
Product: UBX domain protein 4
Exons: 13
Coding region: 115-1632 (505 amino acids)
Molecular function (GO): protein binding
Source: RefSeq, a predicted model, not a curated record